Didymodactylos carnosus is the source of this 990-nucleotide messenger RNA. Lineage: Eukaryota; Metazoa; Rotifera; Eurotatoria; Philodinida; Philodinidae. The record is from the annotation of a GenBank genome assembly.
AUGCAAACUACCCGAUCAUGCUCUAGCAGCCCCCAACCUAUCGAGCAGAAGUUAUUAUCAAACGAUGCAAGUGAAAUUGGUUUUGAACCAGCCAUCCAACGCGAAGCUGGCGGUGUUCAAAUUUUUAAAGAUGUUUCGAAGAUGAUAAAAGAAGUUCGUGAUAUUAAUAAACAACAUUCGGACGCAUUAGCUCAAUGCCAUGCUAAGUAUCUUAGAAACUUUGAAAAAACGGAUCAAUUGAUUCUGUAUGGCACAACACGUAACAUUGUCCUAUAUUUGAUUCGACUUAGUCAACAAUCAGCAUCCCCUGUUAAUGCACGUAUUCAAAAACUGAAUGCAGUGGCUAGUGAUCUCAAUGAGGGAAUAAAAACGGUCACUAGUAUUGAGCAAUCAACAACAUUGAAAAAACGACUGAAGACAGCACAUCGACCUGUAUAUAAGUCAAAUGAAGAGUUAGAAAAAAGAAGAAGAGAAAAUCAUAAACUGAAAUCCGAAUUAAAUUCACUCAGUACAAAACUAGCCGACAGUACAUUGACGGAAAAGAAAUGGCAAGACUUAAAAGAUAAACAAUGUGACUUGAAGAGUAACCUAAGUCGAUCAGAUAAUCAUACCGCAACUAGCCUUUACAAUCUUCAGAAAGAAGUGCAAAAUUAUCAGAAGCAAGCCAGCAAAUUGUUCAAAGACGCACAGAAGAAAGAAGAGAAACGUCUACAAUUGAUCACGGAGACGUUAAUAAAGUUUUUGGAAGCCCAAGAACUUGAAGACAUUGAAGAAAUUAAAACCCGCAUUAGUGUGGAGCACAAACCAAAGAAAGAUGUGAACGAGUGGGAACUGAAAUACAUUCAACAAACGGAUGACAAUGAUAGCGAAGAGGGAGAGAAAGAAGAUCUGCGCCCGAAAAUGCUCCAGCGUCCCAACAGCGAACUAACGGAUAAUAGAGCGGCGUUACAAAAACCUCUUGAACGUGUGUUCAAAUCGAUUUCGAACUAG